Juglans microcarpa x Juglans regia is the source of this 1551-nucleotide messenger RNA. RefSeq lists its product as uncharacterized. The record is from RefSeq and is a predicted model, not a curated record. NCBI's taxonomy places the organism in Eukaryota, Viridiplantae, Streptophyta, Magnoliopsida, Fagales, Juglandaceae. The coding region runs from base 187 to 1086 and encodes 299 amino acids. The transcript has 2 exons.
GAAGUUGGACCAUGUGGCAUGUGCCUGCUUCCCCCCCAUCUUAGACGGCAAUGACUUGGAGAAAAUGACAUCGACUAAUUUUCCCUAUGAUAUUAAUGCCCCUCCCAUGGCCAUUUUUCUCGCAUUCAAUUAUUCAAAACUACCAACUACUUUCUCCUUUCACUUCCCACUCCUGUAACUAUAACCAUGUUUGAUUGCCGGCAAAGGUUCGCCGGGAAACCACUCUCUCCUGUGAGUCCAACCUACCAAAUACGUAGAAGUCAUGACAGUGAAGGAGAUAUAGAAUUCGAUUUCUGGGGUGCAUGUCAGAAUGGAGAUCAUGACAGUUUUAGCGGUCGGUUUAGUGGCACUGACGUAGAGUUUCAAUCUCAAGCAAGCCUUGUUGAAGAAGGGUUUGGAGAUUCCUCACCAGCCUUGUGGGAGAGAAACACAUCAGGAAGUACUGAUUAUGAAUCUUCUCCUCUGCUCCCCCAUGACCAUCGUUCUAGCAAUCUUUCCCCCACUUCAAGAAAAAAAGCAAUUGCAGAAGGUAGAAGGCAGCUUAUGGAAAUGGUUCGACACAUGUCCGAGUCUUGUUACGAGCUAUCUCUAAAAGAUAUUGUUGAUGAGAAGCAUAUCUCGGCAGUUCAAAAGGGAACUGUCGUUGAAAAGAGCAGCGCCUUUCAUCCCGAAACUGAACCUCAGAUGAAGAAGCAAAAGAAGAAAAAGAAAGGCAUUAAUAAGGCACGUCAGGUGUCGAGGAUUAGAAGUAUGGACAGUGAAAAUUUCCUUCUCAAGAUGUUCUUUCCAACGUCUCUAGCUUUGAAGAAGAAAUCAAAGGCAGGAGAGUGCUCAAAAGUCUCUCCAACUCCAUCUUUUGUGGAAACCAAGCAUCAUAUUGACAAGGAAUGGUGGAUUAAAAGGUUUUUUCUUGUAGGAGAUAGUAAAAGAAGUCGAGGGAAUAUCAUGAGUGGAAGCACAAGUAGCAGCAACAGCAGCACAAGCAGGCACGAUGAUGCCAGUUUCAUACCUGGUUGCUGGUGCUUCUUCCACACCAAGAAAAACAAAGCUAAGAGACAGAAGGGAUGCCUCUUGGAAUGCAAUUGACAACAGCAUAAGAUCUAUGAUUGCAUCAGAAUUAUGAUGGUGUAAUGCUUUUGUUCCUAUAUCCAUCAGGAGCAAAUCUCUCAAACCUAGUCAAUCUGCACAUCCUAUUGCUGCUGGAUAAUUUGGAGGAACUAUAUAGGUGGAGCAGGAAUGGCCAGAUGCAGCUUUUGUGCUGGAAAAGCUAGUACUGAAAUCUCAAGCUGCAAAUUAACAUUUUCCACCAUUUUUGUGAUUGGCCAUUGGUCUCAGCAUAAUAGCUGGAACAGAGGUUAAUAUUUUAGUCUGAAUCUUGGGUAGCAAGAACCUGUUGAAUAUUGUACAAUAAGAAUAUCCUGGAACAGAUCAUGUAUAUUUCCUUGUUGUUUCCAGGUUCACUAACCUGAUAUGCAAUUCCUUGCCCAAGAGAUGGAUUAAAAACAGAGAGGCCAGCAAAUAGAUAAUUUUGGGAACAAAAUUUAAGGCUCU